Molecule: messenger RNA, 354 nt
Organism: Penicillium oxalicum
Lineage: Eukaryota; Fungi; Ascomycota; Eurotiomycetes; Eurotiales; Aspergillaceae
Exons: 2
Coding region: 1-354 (117 amino acids)
Source: RefSeq, a predicted model, not a curated record
AUGAGCCGAACGUCACACUCCCAGCCAACUCGUCGUCUCCUCAUUUUCCAGGAGACGCGCAAUCCACUCAAUACCGCUGAAGUGGCCUACCUCCCCGUCAACAAACUCGGGCUCCCAAUCUGCGGAGAUGGGCCCGAUUUACCCUCCAUUUUGGAAUUACCGCUUCAUAUUCUAAAAGUCUUCACCGAGAUUUUCAAUCAACCAAAGUACAAGGGAUGGGCCGUCCUCUCUGCAGGUCGUUAUCACGACACCUCAGAGGAAGGUAAAUUCUACGCUGUGGUUCUGGAACAGACCCCUGUGCCGGGACAAGUACAAGACCAUGGUAUGAGGGACUCGGGGACCUUUUCGCCUUGA